Molecule: messenger RNA, 1556 nt
Organism: Sturnus vulgaris (Common starling)
Lineage: Eukaryota; Metazoa; Chordata; Aves; Passeriformes; Sturnidae
Gene: EDAR
Product: ectodysplasin A receptor
Biological process (GO): positive regulation of canonical NF-kappaB signal transduction; positive regulation of JNK cascade
Cellular component (GO): plasma membrane
Molecular function (GO): signaling receptor activity
Source: RefSeq, a predicted model, not a curated record
GGAAGGCCAACAGCUCGCACCGUCAUUAAGAUGAGAAUGCAAGAAGAACAAAGCAGCACAAUGGUGAAAUAUCAAGAGAGCAUGGCUCACCUGGGUGAACGUAAAUGGACUCACGUGUUCCCUUUCCUGAUGGUUUCCCUGGUGUACUCUGCCAGUGCCGAAUACUCCAACUGCGGUGAGAAUGAAUACUACAACCAGACCACGGGCAUGUGCCACGACUGCCCCAAGUGUGAGCCGGGUGAAGAACCUUACAUGACAUGUGGAUAUGGCACCAAAGAUGAGGACUAUGGCUGCGUCCCCUGCCCUUCAGAGAAGUUUUCCAAAGGAGGUUACCAGAUAUGCCGACGGCACAAGGACUGCGAGGGCUUUUUUCGAGCCACAGUCAUGACACCUGGGGAUCAGGAGAAUGAUGCAGAGUGUGGUCCCUGUCUCCCAGGUUACUACAUGCUGGAAAACAGACCUCGGAACAUCUACGGGAUGGUUUGCUACUCGUGCUUGCUGGCGCCUCCCAACACCAAGGAAUGUGCAGGCACUAACUCUGGCAUUUCAGCCAUUUUCCCAAGCACUUCUGGCACAAGCACUUUCUCACCUUACCAGCAUGCUCACAAAGCAGAUCUUUCAGGACAAGGACAUCUAGCUACAGCUCUUAUAAUUGCUAUGUCUACUAUCUUCAUAAUGGCUAUUGCUAUUGUCCUCAUCAUCAUGUUUUACAUUGUAAAAACAAAGCCAUCUGCUCAAGCCUGUUGCAAGAGCCACUCAGUAAAAAAUGUCGAAGCUCAGGCUAACACACAAGAAGAGAAGAAAGAAGUUCAAGAUAAUGUUGUGAUAUUCUCUGAGAAAGAAGAGUUUGAAAAACUUACAGCAACUCCAGCUAAGGCUGUCAAAAGUGAAAAUGAUGCAUCUUCUGAGAAUGAGCGACUUCUAAGCCGGAGUAUGGAUAGUGAUGAAGAAGCUGCAGUUGACAAGCAAGGGACUCCAGAGAGAUGCUUGUUAUCUUUAGUGCAUCUGGCCAGAGAGAAAUCUUCUACAAGCAAUAAAUCAACUGGGAUUCAAAGUCGAAGGAAAAAGAUACUUGACGUGUAUGCUAACGUAUGUGACGUUGCAGAAGGUCUGAGCCCUACGGAGCUGCCAUUUGACUGCCUGGAGAAGACCAGCCGAAUGCUCAGCUCAACCUACAACACAGAGAAAGCCAUCGUGAAAACGUGGCGUCACCUGGCCGAGAGCUUUGGGCUGAAGAGGGAUGAGAUUGGCGGGAUGACAGAUGGCAUGCAGCUGUUCGACCGCAUCAGCACAGCAGGCUACAGCAUCCCAGAACUGCUCACCAAACUGGUGCAAAUAGAGCGAUUGGAUGCUGUUGAAUCCUUGUGUGCAGACAUUCUGGAGUGGGCACAAGCAAUGCCAGCUCCUGAACCAGCAGGGACAUCCUGACAUGCCUGCCUGGGGCCUACACUUCCCCAUCAGAAGCGUGAUUCCAGUAAGCACUGCAUCAAAGACUUUGGACUAAAGACCAUUGAUGCUUCUUCUACAUAAUUGCUCACAAUAACCAAUGGGAAGCU